Miscanthus lutarioriparius is the source of this 549-nucleotide messenger RNA. NCBI's taxonomy places the organism in Eukaryota, Viridiplantae, Streptophyta, Magnoliopsida, Poales, Poaceae. The record is from the annotation of a GenBank genome assembly.
AUGCCGCCCCACCGCCUCCUCCUCCCCCUCCUCCACCUCCUCCUGCCCCUCGGCCUCGGCCUCUCCGGCGCCGCCGCUGCCGGAGGGAACGCCACGUCGGCGCCGCUCGCCUGCUCCGAGCUCUCGCGCGUCUGCACGGCCUUCCUCGCCUUCCCGGCUGCCGGCGCGGGGGCCGCCAAUGCCACGCUGCUCGAGUCCAUGUUCGACGCCGCGCCGGGGGACCUCACGGCCGACGCCGCGGCCAGCCCGGGGUACGCCUUCGUGCGUAAGAACUGCUCCUGCCUCCCGUCCCGCACCUACCUCGCCAACACCACCUACACCAUCCCCUCCUCCGCGACGGUCUCCUCCCCCAAUGCCACCGCCGCCGAUGUCGCGGCCGCGGCGUACGCGGGCCUCGCCGUGCCGCCGCCUGGCGGGGCGGCGCAGCGACCGCCGCGACCGGGGCGGUUGUGGCGCUCCACCUGCUCUGCGGCUGCUCGUCCGGGCCCUGGAACUACCUUCUCAGCUACGUCGGCGUCGAGGGGACACGGUGGAAUCACUGUCGAGUAG